GUGCGGAGAUAACUUCAUGGGAGAGUACUGUGAGGAGGACAACCCUUGUAGAAACGACUUCUGCAUGAACGACGCCAAGUGUGAGGUUCGGAUCAACGACAACGGGGAAGCCAAGGCGGAGUGUAUUUGUCCAAUAGGUUUCAAAGGCAUCAUCUGUGACAUCAUCGAUGAGAGAAGCGCCUGCUACAGAAACCCGUGUCACAACGGCGGGAAAUGCGUCAUGGGUCAGUCGCUGAACCAGUUUACGUGUCGCUGCCUCAUUGGUUACAGAGGUGUGACCUGCGACCAGGAGGAUCACUGCGCUUCCAUGCCCUGCAGAAACGGCGGCACCUGCACCCCCAGCGUCAGUGGGUUCGAGUGUGCCUGUCUGGCCGGCUACAGGGGCGUCACAUGUAUGGAGGACGUGGACGAGUGCGUUGAGGAUCCGAGGAUAUGUAAGAAUGGAGGCACCUGCAGGAAUAAAUAUGGCAGUUACGAGUGUGUAUGUACACAAGAGUUCACUGGUCGCUACUGCACUGACAACUACAUCCCCUGCAGACCGUCUCCUUGCCAGAACGGCGGCACAUGCAGCAAGACUGGGCCCUACAGCUAUGAGUGCAACUGUCCCUCAG
Messenger RNA from Candidula unifasciata, 611 nucleotides. The record is from the annotation of a GenBank genome assembly. NCBI's taxonomy places the organism in Eukaryota, Metazoa, Mollusca, Gastropoda, Stylommatophora, Geomitridae.